AAAGACUUUGAUGCUGUCUUGCAGGGAGCCAACCUGAGCUCCUCUCUCACUUUUGACGACGUCUGCGCCUCUGACACUUUUCACAGCCGCGCUGAGCACCGACUUUUGGGAGGGAAAAAGUUCGCUUCCCUGGCUUGUGAAGUGCCCAUAUUUAAAAAAAAAAACAGUUUAGGAAAUGAGCCAAAGUAGCAGACAGUCAUCUUGCAACACAUUUUGGCCACCUAGGGACAAACUAACCACUGGCGACGAUGUGCGCCCGAAUAGUAUGCCGACAGAAACAGAGGAAAAUGACUUUUUGACCAAGAACACCCGAGGAGGCCAGUCGGAUGUAUACGAUAUUUACGCACCGUGCGACACUGAGAAAGGUUGCCGUCAUCCAGCCCCUCGCAAGGAGUCGCACCGCGUGGGCGACACUCGCUUCGUCCCCGCCUCCGCCACCAUCUCGGAGACAGCCCGGGAGCUCUGCAAGGCCGUGUCCGUGUCUCUGGGACUACACUUGGACUCCACCGGCGACACGGAACGUGUCCCAAACGACCAAAUGUCCGCCGAGUGUUUAGUUACGCCAGACGCCUUCAAGUACAGGUGCUCUUUCGCUCAAGAGGAGCGCAAGCAGACGGCGUUGCCAUCAUGUCGGACCUCUUCGGACUUUAGUGACGCGUCUGACUUAACUUCUAAAGAGGUAGACCACAUGGGCACGCCGAGUACUCCACAGUGUACUUACACGCCGUCCACGCCGCUCCACAUGGAGCACCUUCACCGCGUAGUGGAGCGGCCGUGUCGAACCUACAAGCACCGGGAUGUCCCACCAGACUUUGGCGAGGACACGAGUGGGUACCAACUGGAGCCAUACGGCGUCAGUAUCAAGUCAGAGGAGGCGAAUGGCGAAGCCGGUGAGGGGCAGUGGGUCAAAACCUACAACCCUCAUGAGAGGUAUAACUCUCCGAUAUGGGGGCCGAGGCAGUGCGUUUCUACGCCGCAGACGAGUGGAACGAGCACGGCCUUCAUUUGUGAUCCGUACGAAAGGAGCAGCGGGCGUCUGGAGCAGUGGUGCACCGAAGGAGGGAUGCUGAUGCCGCUUUACCCCAACCCCAGCCACAUCAAGAAGGAGGUGGGAGAAUGGCUGAAUGUCGCCUACAAAGACUCCAGGUUUGAGACUGGAAGAGAGCACAUGUUCCCCAUGGAGUUCUUCUUCCCACCACAGAGGACAUGCCUGAUCUGCUCCGACGAGGCUUCUGGCUGCCAUUACGGCGCACUCACCUGCGGUAGCUGCAAGGUUUUCUUCAAAAGGGCAGCAGAAGGCAAGCAGAAAUACUUGUGUGCCAGCAAGAACGACUGCACCAUUGAUAAACUAAGGAGAAAAAAUUGUCCAUCUUGUCGGCUGAAGAAGUGUUUUGAAGCUGGGAUGACUCUAGGAGCACGUAAACUAAAGAAGACUGGACAACCAAAAAACCCCAAAGAGGAUCGUCCUGUUAAGGAUUCACCUGAGGUUAUUCAAGAUGCCUCCCAGAAAUUGAGCCUGAACUUUAACUCCCACAUGGUCCUCCUUAAUAUGCUGGAGUCCAUUGAGCCUGAGGUGGUGAACGCGGGCCACGAUUACGGCCAGCCAGACUCAGCGGACACUCUGCUCACCAGCCUCAACGAGCUUGGGGAGAGACAACUGGUCCAUGUGGUCAAGUGGGCUAAACGACUACCAGGUUUUAGGAAUCUCCAUGUGGAUGACCAAAUGACUGUCAUCCAACAUUCGUGGAUGGGCGUGAUGGUGUUCGCCUUGGCUUGGCGAUCGUAUAAGACUGUCAACGGCAGGAUGCUGUACUUCGCGCCCGAUCUCGUCUUCAACGAGCAUCGGAUGCACAUCUCCACCAUGUACGAGCACUGCAUUCGCAUGAAGCAGCUGUCGCAGGAGUUUGAGUCAUUGCAGAUAACGCAGGAGGAGUUCCUCUGCAUGAAGGCCCUGCUCCUCUUCAGCAUUCUUCCCGUGGAGGGUCUGAAGAGCCAGAAGUGCUUUGACGAGCUGCGCCUCACCUACAUCAACGAACUCAGCCGUGUGGUGAAUUAUCGUAUUACAGCCAAUUGUUCUCAGAGGUUCUACGAACUCACCCGACUGCUGGACUCCCUCCAGAUGACCAUAAAGAAGCUGCAUCAGUUCACAUUCGACUUGUUUGUCCAAGCUCAGUCGUUCCACAGCAAGGUGAGCUUCCCAGAGAUGAUUGGAGAGAUCGUCUCAGUGCACGUACCAAAGAUGCUGGCAGGUUUGGCCAAACCCAUCAUGUUUCACGAGUAAAACGACUCCUUUCUUUUUUUUUGUUGUUUUUUGUUCCUUGUACAGUUUUCCUAAAUUGUUUAGUUCCCAGCCUCAAUCGUGAUAUCUCCUUUUUUGAGUUUUAAUAUUAAUUGACAUAAUUGACUUUUUUUUUUCCACAACUGCCCAAGUUCGUCUUUUUUCUUGCCUGAGCUGAAAUUCUUCUGUGAAAGCGCAAACACACACACACACACACACACACACACACACACAAACAAACAAACACAAUCUGUAAAUCAUCAUCGCACCUACCUGCAGUUGGAAAACGUGUUUUCACGCUCACCAGACACUUUAUCAAGUACACCCGUUCAAUUUAAAGAGCUGAAUAAAAUAUCUCAGUAAGAUGCAGUGGAAUUCUACCCCACUCAAACUGCAGCCACAAAAAUACAUGUAAUGUUAAUUAAUAUGAGCAUUAUUAGAAUACUGAUACAGCUCUUAUAUUGGUCCUACAUGUACCUAAAGAAGUGUCUGGUAAGGGUACACCCAGCAUUUGGUGUCUUUGCAAAUGCAAAUUAGAUGCUUUUUCUCCCAGUAAGAAAAGUGCUUGUAUUGCUUGCCGAAGCAAGUCGCCACCUGUCAAGUGAUGUUAGAUGUGCCUUGUCACGAACGUCAGGAUUCUUUUUUUCGAAGCUUACAUCACUGAGCAGUGAAAGGUGCGCUCAUUUGAUGUAAAUUUAAUAUAAUGUAAUGUAAUGUUUCGUUAAGAUUUUGAAAAUUGAUCUUGAAACCCCCAACUCAAAUCCCACGAACCCUAACAGGACACGGCAAAGGACAGAGAUGAAUACCUUUUCCAAGUCUAUAUGGACUGGAUAGGAAAAUCGCCAGACACCCUCCAGUUCCCUUGCAAGGGUGUAAAACUGGUCCAGUGUUCCACGUACUAGUCGUACUCUUCUCUCCAGCACUCUGGAAUAGACUUUCCCAGGAGGCUGAGGAGUGUGAUCCCCCCGUAGUUACAAUGCUUUUUUCAUGAGGCCCAGCACUGUGGGCAGCGCCCUUGGAUGGUAUCAUGACUCACACUUGUCAGCAUCAUUUAGUUGUACCAAGUAGUUUAGCUUGUGUGUUCACACUUUGUCACUUUUGUACGUCUGAUAAUGAAAAUGCUGUUUAAGAUGAUGCAGGUGCUUUUGAAUUUUAAUUAACCGAUUUAUUAGGUACACCUGCACAAAUGAAUGUAACACAAGAAAUUAAGCACAGAGAUGUUGCAUUCAUCAAGAUAACAAUGCUGCAAACUACAACCACAAUAAUAAACAUUGUUUUGAUACCUACAGUACUUAAUAUAGCAUUAUUAUCUUUGUAAAGGCAGCUCUUGCACCGGAUUUCAUUCUGCAUUAAAUAUCAAGUUCCCAUCCAAUUUGAAUGGAUGUAAAAACACAAGAAUACAUUGUACUCACCACCUUCUGGGGGCUGUGCUGUAAGGAAGACACCAACUUCUUUGAGAGAACAUGAUUGUCGUUGCCAGAUCUCAUAUUAGACGAGGGUAGAAACGUUCCAGCAGGACAACAAAUAGAAAAAAAUGAUGGCCAACUCUGAUGUGGAAGCAUGUCAGAAGACAGGAUGAUGGAUGACAAAACGCCUGAGCUGGUGGUGCCAAGGAAGAAUCUGUGCUAUGUAGUCCACAUAACAAAUCAGCAAGUCAGAAUUUAGCCAACAGUGGAACCUCCAAAUUUGACAAGCCUAGAAGUUGUACAAUUUGUAAUACAACUGAACUGGUCUGGAAAAAGAAACAGAAAAACUUGUGAUGUCAUGCAAGACUUGAGCCCCGUGAGCAGGAAAAUGAUUUACCUUCACAAUAGUGUAUUUUGCAUUUUAAAUAGGAUUUUUUUAAUGCCCACCACAGAAGCCACCACCAGUGAUGGCAAAGAGGAAAAUGUGAUAACCAUAGAACAGGAAUUGGACAUUGGAAAGGUGUGUCUGGGCUGCUCAGUACAAUAUGGCUAACUCAACCGCUCGUCAACAAUGACAGUCAGAAUGGAACAUACUUAAACAUGAAAUGAGCAGAGUGCACUGCUAGCAUGCUGUAGUACACCAAUCCCGACAGUCAAACCUCGGUUUUCGUACACCCCAAUUGUUGUUGAACCUUUUCACCAAAAUUUUGCCUCCGUUUUUCGUAAACUGUCUCAACAAACUAGUCCAUUUGACCUGCAUUGUAUCAUUACGUGAAAUUGAGUGCCCAAACAAAGCCCAAUGUGUGCAAUUUAUUGAUUGAUUGUGGCUUCUAAACAACCCACCAUGGGGCCAAGGAAAGUGGCAAGUGCCAGCAAUUUGAUAAAGACGGUGAGAAACAAUAAGUUCCAUUUCACCUGGAUGUACGGUAAGUCUGCAUCAACGAUAAGUUCCAUCAGAUGGCCAUUUAUAAUUAUCUUGCAUUUUCUACAUGUAAACCCAUAAUUGUCUAUAAAAUUAUGUAGCAUUUUUUGUUCAUAUUUCAGUGUGUCUGGAACUAUCCUAUGGGAAAAAAAAUAACCUUGGUUUUCGUAGGUUUCGUUUUUCAUCAUUUUGGAAGCGAUUAAUAACGAAAACUGAGCAACCACCGCAUAUCAUUUGGUCCCGCGCUCUUCAUGGAAAUACAGAUGCUGCAGACUGUCACACAUGCAUGACAGUUGCACAGCUAAUGAAGGUUUUAUGAUGCUGACAGUUUUGACCCUGGGACAGAUUAUUUGAAUUGCAAUUGAUUCUUGUGAAAAAAAAUUGUAGACAAGUGUCACUGAAGGAUUGUGUUCAACUUUGGAGGUUCCAUUGUGUUCAUUCUGUAUCCAGCUGACUUUUUUUACACUGCACAUUUACUUAGUCUUAACGUUUAUAUAUGACAAUAUAAUGAUUUUUUUUUUUACAACUUUACAUUUCCUAUGAAAGUUUGCCGGCUUCACGUGUUGUGUGGUCCCUGCUUUUAGUUUUAUUAAAGUGUACAGUUAGCAGCUAUUUCAUGAUGUCUAGUGCAGUGGUUUUCAACUGGUUUGGCUGCGGGACCCCCCAUCAUCCCUCAAUGACAAGCGGCGACCCAAUUGAUUUUUACAACUCAAACUUGUUAAGUAUACAAGAUAUUUGAUAUUGAUAGGGACUGUUGGCAAAAGACAAGAACAUGAAGUGCAUUCAUGGACAUUGGGUCAUUACUGCAGAGAGCCACCAGUUGGGAAGUGGUCUAGUGCAUUGUUUUUCGUGCUUCAGUCCACCUGCACAGAUGAAUGUUUUCAAUGUGUUUUGAUACAAUAUGUGAAAAAGCAACAAGGGACUAUUAGACGCUAGUUGUACAUACUGGUUCCUGAUGACUAUGCUGUGAUGUUGACCUAGCCAGCGUCAUUUUUAAUUACCUUUUUUUGUGUAAUGUGUAACUUGAUUGUUUAGCUGUUAAUAAUGCAUUUCACAGGGCAAAUGAAACAUGUUUACAUGUAUGGUGUGCACAGAACACACCAUAAGUGUAGCCCACCACGUUUGUAUAUCUGGUAUGUACUGCAUAUGAAACUGUAGUUGGUUUUGGUGUUCUUUUAAUGGUCAGUUCUUGUUUGAUUUAUGGCAUUUGUGAACUGUUUUUUAACUGUUGUGUUUUUCAAAAGUGUAACUAAAGACAAUUAAAACCGUCCUGACAGAAUAUUUCUUACGCAGGUUUCAUUUACAGAGUUGAGGUCUAAUUUUACUUCUAAAACUGUUAUGUAGCUUUCCAAAGUAAUUUCCAGUAGUGCAAACGAAGUGAGCAACAGGGCAGCGAGAACUCUUGUCUGGCACUGGAGGCAGGAAUGCGGUGGGAGGAGCGAAUUGGAAAAUAAAUACAAUGUCUUGAGUACAAACAUUCUUAUAAACAAUAGUCAUUGUCCAAAAGGCCGUCUGUAUCAAUACGUGGUUAAAACGGAAGGAACACAUUUUACAGGAGAUUGCUGAGCUGGAGCCUAUCCCAACUGACUUUGGGUGACAGGCAGCAAUAACCCAUGUGGAGAACAUGCAUCAACAUGAGGGACGACAGCCAUGAACUUGGGAGGAGACACCAAAACCAACAACACACUUCCAGCCUUUUCAAUAAACGAGCUGUGCAUUCAUCCGGCCUGACUGCACUGAACAAAAUAACGGUCUCAGAAAAGUAGUUUACACCAUCAAAUUAAAAGCACAAAAUGAAUAAUUUUAGUGCGAUUCUGAAGAUUUCCACAUCGAUGUGUGGGUGACAGUGUGCUAGCAUAAAUUAACUCAACAUGGACAUGUCAUCAAAACUCCCCUUGAUGCAUUCACACACAGCAUCAGUUUGGUGAAAGGAGAUGAGGUGAAAGGAGAACGGGGAAAAUACUGUAUUUGUGGUAUGUAAUUUUACUUGAGGCACACACAGCUAUGGUGCAUUCAAGGGGUCUUCUCCUUUCGGCUUUUCCCUUCAGGGGCCGCCACAGCGAAUCAGUUGCCUCCAUCUAACCCUGUCUUCUGCAUCCUCUUCUCUCACACCAACUACCUUCAUGUCCUCUUUCACUACAUCCAUAAACCUCCUCUUUGGUCUUCCUCUAGGCCUCCUGCCUGGCAGUUCCAAACUCAGCAUCCUUCCAUAUAUUCCCUAUCUCUCCUCUGGACAUGUCCAAACCAUCUCAGUCUGGCCUCUUUGACUUUAUCUCCAAAGCCUCUAACAUGUGCUGUCCCUCUGAUGUACUCAUUCCUGAUCCUAUCCUUCCUGGUCACUCCCAGAGAGAACCUCAGCAUCUUCAUCUCUGCUACCUGCAGCUCUGUCUCCUGUCUUUUCCUCAUUGACACUGUCUCUAGACCAAACAACAUCGCUGGUCUCACCCCAGUUUUGUACACCUUUCAUUUUAGCUGAAACUCUUCUAUCACACCUGACACUUUCUCCACCCGUACCAUCCUGCCUGUAAACGCUUCUUCACCUCUUUUCCACACUCUGCAUUGCUCUGGACUGUUGACCCUAAGUACUUAAAAUCCUCCACGUUCUUGAUCUCUUCUCCCUGUAAGCUCACUCUUCCACUUGGGUCCCUCUCAUUCACACACAUGUACGCUGUCUUACUGCGGCUAACCUUCAUUCCUCUCCUUUCCAGGACAAACCUCCACCUCUCUAGCUUCUCCUCCACCUGUUCCCUGCUCUCACUGCAGAUCACAAUGUCAUCUGCAAACAUCAUAGUCCAUGGAGAUUCCUGUCUAACCUCGUCUGUCAGUCUGUCCAUCACCAUAGCGAACAAGAAGGGGCUCAGAGCUGAUCCCUGAUGCAGUCCCACCUCCACCUUGAACUCCUCUGUCACACCUACAGCACACCUCACCACAGUCUUACAGUCCUCAUACAUGUCCUGCACCGCUCUAACAUACUUCUCUGCCACUCCAGACUUCCUCAUACAAUUCCACAGUUCCUCUCUGGGCACCCUGUCAUAAGCUUUCUCCACAUCUACAAAAACACAAGGCAGCUCCGUCUGGCCUUCUCUGUACUUCUCUAUCAACAUCCUCAAAGCAAAUACUGCCUCUGUAGUACUCGUUUUUUGGCAUGAAACCAUACUUCUGCCCUUAGUCUAGCUUCAACUACUCUUUCCCAUAACUUCACUGUAUGGCUCAUCAGCUUUAUUCCUCCGUAGUUGCCACAGUUCUGCACAUCUCCCUUGUUCUUAAAAAUGGGCACCAGCACACUUCUCCUCCAUUCCUCAGCCAUCUUUUCAUUAUCUAAGAUCCUGUUGAACAACUCAGUCAGAAACUCUACAGCCACCUCUCCUAGACACUUCCAAACCUUUACAGGUAUAUCAUCAGGACCGACGGCCUUUUUACUCUUCAUCCUCUUCAAUGCCCUCCGCACUUCAUCCUGACUAAUCUUUGCUACUUCCUGGUCCACAAAAGUCACCUCUUCUAGUCUUUGUUCUCUCUCAUUUUCCACGUUCAUCAGCUCUUCAAAGUAUUCUUUCCAUCUUCCCAUCACACUACUGGCACUUGUCAAUAGACUUCCAUCCCUUUCCUUAAUCACCUUAACCUGCUGCACAUCGUUCCCAUCUCUGUCUCUCUGUCUUGCCAACCUUUAUAGAUCAGUCUCUCCCUCCUUACUAUCCAACCUAGCAUACAAGCCAUCAUAAGCCUCUUGUUUGGCCUUUGCUACCUCUACUUUCACCUUACGCUGCAUCUCCCUGUACUCCUGUCCACCCUCCUCAAUCCUCUCAGUGGACUUCUUCUUAGCUAACCUCUUUCUCUGUAUACACUCCUGUACCUCCUCAUUCCACCACCAAGUCUCCUUGUCUACUUUCCUUCCAGAUGCCACACCAAGUACUCUCCUGCCUGUCUCCCUGAUCACAUUAGCUGUAGUUGUCCAGUCAUCCGGAAGCACCUCCUGACCACUCAGAGCCGGUCUUAACUCCUUCCUAAAAGUCAUGCAACACUCUUCCUUUUUCAGCUUCCACCAUUUCGUCCUCUGCUCUGUCUUCAUCUUCCUCACCACCAGAGUCAUCCUACACACCACCAUCCUAUGCUGUUUGGCUACACUAUUGCCUAGCACUACUUUACAGUCACUGAUCUCCUUCAGAUGACACCGUCUACACAAGAUGUAGUCUACCUGUGUGCUCCUACCUCCACUCUUAUAGGUCACCCUAUGUUCCUGCCGCUUCAGGAAGAAAGUAUUCACUAUAGCCAUUUCCAUCCUUUUUGCAAAGUCAACCACCAUCUGUCCAUCUGCAUUCCUCUCCUGGAUACCAAACCUGCCCAUGGCCUCCUCAUCACCUCUGUUUCCUGCACCAACAUGUCCAUUGAAAUCUGCACCAAUGACAACUGUCUCUCUUCUAUGUAUGCUCUGCAUCACUUCAUCCAAGUCCAACCAGAAUUUCUCCUCCUCCUCCAGCUCACAUCCUACCUGUGGAGCAUACCCACUAACAACAUUGACCAUCACACCUUCGGUUUCUAGCUUCAGACUCAUCACUCUAUCUGACACUCUUUUUACCUCCAGGACAUUCCUACUCCUUCAAGAUAA
Messenger RNA from Dunckerocampus dactyliophorus (ringed pipefish), 9209 nucleotides. RefSeq names its product androgen receptor-like. NCBI's taxonomy places the organism in Eukaryota, Metazoa, Chordata, Actinopteri, Syngnathiformes, Syngnathidae. The coding region runs from base 176 to 2281 and encodes 701 amino acids. Gene Ontology annotation, molecular function: zinc ion binding; DNA-binding transcription factor activity; sequence-specific DNA binding. Gene Ontology annotation, biological process: regulation of DNA-templated transcription; male gonad development. The record is from RefSeq and is a predicted model, not a curated record. The transcript is spliced from 8 exons.